Molecule: messenger RNA, 3121 nt
Organism: Solenopsis invicta (red fire ant)
Lineage: Eukaryota; Metazoa; Arthropoda; Insecta; Hymenoptera; Formicidae
Gene: eIF2A
Product: eukaryotic translation initiation factor 2A
Exons: 12
Coding region: 240-1964 (574 amino acids)
Biological process (GO): translational initiation
Cellular component (GO): cytosolic small ribosomal subunit
Molecular function (GO): mRNA binding; translation initiation factor activity; ribosome binding
Source: RefSeq, a predicted model, not a curated record
UACUGUAUACUCGACGUUGUAAAUACUCAUACGUCUGAAGUUAGAUCAGCUCGACCGGUCUCCUGGCAGUCGCAGCGAUGCCAGGCGCGUUACGCGGUGCGUGGAGAUUAGUCGCAAGUCGGUGCCUGACUUCAGACGGAACGGUAUAGAUCGUGACUCGUGCUCGUGGCUCGUGGCUCGCUCCGCUCCAUCCGCUCUUCGCUCGUGCUUGUCGUGCGGCACAUGGUGAUGGUGAUAGAAUGGCUUCGUCUGUGCCCUGCAUAGCUGUGAGAGGGUCUAAUGGUAUUAAUCUGGCUUUUGGCCCACCAUCUUAUGAAUCAGUCAAAACAUUUCCUAAAGAUGAUAGCAAAAACUGCAAGACUAUGCUCUUCAGUCAGGAUGGCCAAUACUUUGCAUGGUCUAAUUCAUCAAAGGUUAAAAUUGUGCUUUGCAAAACAUGGCAGACUGUUGUGGAAAUUCAACGACCCAAAAUCUGUGCUCUUAAAUUUUCCAGUUAUAGCACUUAUCUUGCAACUUGGGAACCAUCCUUUGUAACAAAAGAGGAACCUCAGGGAUCACAAAAUUUCCACAUAUGGAAGACCGAAAAUGGUGAACCAGUUCAACAUCUCAUUCAAAAGAGAAUGAUGGAUUGGGAGCCACAGUGGUCAAGUGACGAAACAUUCUAUGGAAUAUUAAAGGGAGGAAAUGUUCUUUUAUAUGAAAAUAAUAACUUUGAUAGAUAUGUACACAAAAUAAGUAAAGGCAACAUUGCCAAAUUUAGUAUAGCACCUGGUAGUGCUCCAUAUCAUAUCCUCUGUCAUAUGCCAGGAAGCUCUGGUCAACCUUCUUUUGGAAGAUUAUUUAAAUAUCCAAAGUUUGAGAUUGCAGAAGCGAUUGCAAGCAAAAGUUUUUUCCAAGCAGACAAGGUUGAUAUGUAUUGGAAUCAAUGUGGAACAAAUGUCUUAUUGAUGACAAAUACAGAAGUUGACAAAACUGGUGCAUCAUAUUAUGGGAAACAAACAUUGCAUCAUCUCAACACAAAGGGCGAAACUGCUAUGGUUAUGCUCAGUAAAGAAGGUCCAAUACAUGCAGUAGAAUGGUCUCCUAGGAAUACAGAAUUCUGUGUGAUAUAUGGCUUUAUGCCAUCUAAAACAACAUUGUUUAAUUGCAAAUGCGAAGCUGUUUUUGAAUUUGGCAUGUUGUAUAGAAACAGUAUAUAUUAUAAUCCACAUGGCAACAUAUUGCUUUUGGCUGGAUUUGGUAAUCUUAGAAGCGGUAUUGAAUUAUGGGAUGUCAUUAACAGAAAACUUAUUGCUAAAGCUGACGCACCAGAUACUACACUGCUGCAGUGGUCACCAGAUGGUGAACAUUUCAUGACUGCAACUACAGCACCUAGAUUACGAAUUACCAAUGGCUUUAAAAUUUGGCAUUAUACCGGGUCGCUAAUUUAUCAACGACCAUGGAAUAACCAAGAAGAACUUUGGGAAGUGUUGUGGCAAAGUUUCCCUUUGAAUGUUUUUUCACAGAAACCUAUUAGUUACAAAGCGGUUGAGGGUAUUAUCACUAAUCUUAAAGAGUCACAAAAACCAAAAGAAGCAUAUAGACCACCGUGUGCCAGAGGACAAAAUAUUACAUUUAAAUUGCAUGAUGAUAUUGAAAUGCCUUCUAAGUCAACUGAAUCAAAUCCAUCCAAAGCUGCAUUGAAAAUGAAGAAAAAUCGGGAAGCAAAGAAAGCUAAAAAAGAACUGGAGUCUAACAAUCCUACUGUUACUGAACAUGUUACAAAUAUUACAACAAGCACCAAAAUAGAAUUAACUGACGAUCCUGAAAAAAAUAAAAAAAUAAAGAAAGUAACAAGCAAAUUAGAUCAAAUUUCUAAAUUGAAAGAGCAGUUGAAAGCGGGAAAACAGUUAGAAAUCAAUCAAUUAGACAAGAUUAAAAAGGAAGAUGAAUUGCUGAAAGAACUUGAAGAGCUUACUUUAUGAUAAAUCAUCCAGAUGUUAAAUGGAAUUGACUAUCUACAAAGCUAAAAUAGCUUUUUUUUAAAAAAAAGAGAAAACGAUUGCAAGAAAUAUUUACAGACGAAAAUCAAAUUCUUCAUCUUUACAACUUGAAAAAGCAGUAAGAUUGUAUUAUGAGAAAUUUAAGAUAACAUCAAGACCGUAUCUCUUUCGUCAGUUAUCAACUGAUAAUUAAUCCAAGAAUUGUGUUCUUAUCAAUAAAUAAGAAUAUAUAAUUAUAUUAGUUUUAAUCAGCAGAUAACACUGUAUAAUACUAUAAUAUACUUAGUAUUAUUAAAAGAUUACUUAUGUAUUUGUUGAUUUUACUAAUACAAAUUGAGAGAUGAUGAUAGAGAUAGUUGCAGUGUUUACUACCAAUGUUAAUCAAAUCUAAAUUAUUGCAUUUGAAAUAAUCAUUAUCAAAUUAAUGAAAGCUCCUUAUUAACUAGUUGAACAACUCUGAUUGAAAAUUUAUCAGAUUCUUUUCUAACAGAAAUGUGUUUCUGACAGUAUGAGAAUAUUUUACUAUUCUUAUAAUUUGUUCUCUGUUUUAUCUUUUUCUACGAGAAAUUUAGAAUUUUCGAAAUCUUAUCCAACGUGUAUUUAUAGUGCAGUAGUAGAAUUUACAUUUAAAUAUCUUGUUAUUCUGUGCAUUCACAAUAACAUUAUCUAAUACAAUGUUAUCUUUUGCAAUCGAAAAUUGUAUUGAUUAGAUCAAUUAGAAAUUAAAAAAAAGAAACUUUUUGUAUAUUUAAAAUUUAUACAUUUAAAAUUUGUUUGGACAUGUUAUUGUUUUGAUUAUGUUCUACGCCUUCUAUUUGUUUUUCUCACAAUAUUUUUAGAUAAUUCAAAUUACAAUCUUUUUGUAUUAUAUCAAAAGAUUGGGGUAUAAAUUUUUCUUGUAAUUUUCAAUACAUCUAUGGAUAUAGAUAUAAUUAAUGUAACAUAUUAUUAAGAAUAAAUAAAGCAUUAGAAGAUUUUUUCAAAAUGACAAGAUCUGUUAAGAUGAAUGAACUGCAUUUAACGAAUAUAUAAGAACGACGAAAAAUAUUGAUAAAAUUAUGAUGUAUACAGGAAGGUAAUUACGAAUGUUAUGUACAGUUAGAUGGGAUUUAUGAAAAUAAAUUCUUAAAGAAAUUGUA